Colletotrichum scovillei is the source of this 1818-nucleotide messenger RNA. RefSeq lists its product as uncharacterized. Bases 1 to 1818 code for a protein of 605 amino acids. The transcript has 6 exons. The record is from RefSeq and is a predicted model, not a curated record. NCBI's taxonomy places the organism in Eukaryota, Fungi, Ascomycota, Sordariomycetes, Glomerellales, Glomerellaceae.
AUGGCCUCUGAAUCGUCAAAGCCGCCAACCGCCGCGAAGAGACGGGCGAGGCUCCAGAAAUCGUGCACCGAGUGUCAAAGGCGGAAGCAGAAGUGUACCAUUGUCCAACUUGGACCAUGUCUCCCAAAGCCGGUGUACGAAACACAGGUCCUCACCUUUGACUUGUCCUCGCUUUCCACGAAAUCGGAGAAGCAGACAGAGGUGAUCUCACACGGUCCCUGUGUCACUUCGCUACCCGGUAUCGCGUCCCUGGACUUACCCGGUCGACUACCUGUUCGAAAUCGCUGCAGGGAGCAGCUAAGGUCGAGAUGCCUUGCGGCCCAUGAUCACGCACGCCAUGGAGGAGACUGCUGUAAGGACCAUCGAGAAGAUGAGAGGGCCAUGUUGAAGGGCAAGACUCGCGCCAACCUCUUUCUCGAUGGAGAUGGUGAUCCCCAUGCCUUCUUCCAUAACGGUAUCGCAUCGAUCGGUGGUAUCCUCACUGAAGUUACGACCCUUCACGGCAUGCCACUCCCGGAAGGGCCCAGAACGACGGAGCUUUUACACUUCUAUGUUCACUUUGUCGCACCCAACAUGGUGUCGAUUGAUGGCCAGAGUCAGCCACCCGUGUUCCUCAAGGAGGUCCUGCCUUGGAUGCUGCAAUCCCCUCUGUUUCCCAAUAUCGGCAUCCUCAUGUCCUCGAUGACCCAGUCGCUUGAGCGAGGGACAGAAGUGGCAAAGAGCCCCGAGUCGCUCGCCCUAAAGUCCUGGGUGCUGUCGAUGAUAGCGGACUACAUGCGGCGACCGUUCGACGCUAUCGCGGUUGAGAUGGUCCGGUGCAUUGUGAAUCUGGUCGUCAUGGAGUGGUUUUGGGGAGCCGACGAGAGCAUGUUUGCUCACAUGAGAGGCAUCAAGCGCAUGAUCAAACUCCGUAAAGGCAUGCGAGGGCUGAGAGAUAUAGUAGGCGAAUCAAUCAUAAUUCUGACUGAUUAUGAGAUUGCUUGUGCCUUUGAGACGGAUCUCUACUGGUUAGAGAACGACCCAGCGCGUGACGAAGAGAUACCUGUCCCGACGACCUGGCCAGACUGCUAUGACAGCCCCUUACUGGCGCCCGCACCGCGGUUCGAGAGCAUCGCAGAGAAGCUCGGCAUCUGCGGCGCGACGGCCAAGAUCCUGGACGACGUGCGGUUUCUCACGGAGUCCGCCACAUCGGCAUCGGCGAUGACUUCGGCGGCGAGCAAAUCAAAGAUUCGAUCAACCGCAUCAUGGCUGUACGACAAGCUGCGGGAACAAGGCACAGCAGCGGCAGCAGGAGCAACAUCAGCAGCCAGACCCACAGAAGUCGCCUCUUACUUCUCCGAAAAGGAACGGAUCCACGAAACCGUCAGGAUCGCCGCCGUAAUUUACAGCUGGUCCAUCAAGUCUCUGCGCCAGAUUUCGCGCUUCGACGACGCUGAUAUGCUCCAGGCGGCGUAUGCCAGCCUGACGAGCGUGAGCAUGACGACGUGGAAGGGGAUCCCGGGGAUCUUCCUCUGGGUGAUGCUGGUGGCGGUCCCGAACGCGGCGGCGGAUGCCAAGGGCAGAUUCGUGAGGAGGAAGAUGGCCGUAACUGGGCUAUCGAUUGGGUUCGAGGACUUCGCGCUGGGAAUAUCGUACCUCAAGGCGUUUUGGAGCGUGCAGCGGUGGAUCGCCAGGGAAGGGGCCGGCGAGGGCGAUGGCGAGGGCGGCGCCGGGGUGCAGAGGCUGGAGGAUAAGUGGUCUUUUGGGUCUUGGCCGGAGGUGUCGAUUUGCAGGUCCCGCAGAGACUCCAACGAGCAGCAAAAAAAACAGUGGUGUUAG